Messenger RNA from Cariama cristata (Red-legged seriema), 1396 nucleotides. It is a transcript of the gene TUBD1, whose product is annotated as tubulin, delta 1. Gene Ontology annotation, molecular function: structural constituent of cytoskeleton; GTP binding. Gene Ontology annotation, cellular component: microtubule; cytoplasm. Gene Ontology annotation, biological process: mitotic cell cycle; microtubule cytoskeleton organization. Lineage: Eukaryota; Metazoa; Chordata; Aves; Cariamiformes; Cariamidae. The record is from RefSeq and is a predicted model, not a curated record.
AUGUCAAUAGUCACAGUCCAGCUUGGUCAGUGUGGUAAUCAGAUUGGUCAUGAGGUGUUUAAUGCUAUCUGCAGUGACAUCCAUGGCACACAUGGGUUGUGUUCCAAGAAGGAGAAUGAAUCCUACCAUGAUGCUUGCAAAGAACGUUUUUUCUGCGAGGAGGAAUCUGAAGGUACAGCAUUUAAGGUACCUGUUGCCCGGGCUGUGCUUGUUGACAUGGAACCUAAAGUAAUCAGCCAAACCUUAUCGCUGGCUGCCAGGUCUGGCUACUGGAAAUACAAUGACCGGUCACACUUCUGUCAGAAGCAAGGGUCUGGGAACAACUGGGCAAAUGGUUAUUCUGUUCACGGGCCUAGACACAAAGAAGUAAUAAUGAAUCUGGUGCAAAAAGAAGCAGAGAAAUGUGAUCGACUCGGUGGAUUUUUCACAAUAAUGAGCAUGGCUGGUGGUACAGGAUCUGGCUUGGGAGCAUUUGUGACCCAGUGUUUAAGAGAUGCUUUUCCAACCUCAUUUAUACUGAACCAUGUUAUCUGGCCCUACAGCACUGGUGAGGUCAUUGUUCAAAACUACAACUCUGUUUUGACUCUGUCACAUCUGUACCAGUCAUCAGAUGCCCUUCUUGUUCAUGAAAAUGAUGUCAUCCACAAGAUCUGUGCUCAGCUGAUGAAUAUUAAACAAAUCUCCUUCAGGGAUGUAAAUCAAGUCAUUGCACAUCAACUGGGGAGUGUUUUCCAGCCCACUUACACAGCAGAAGGUGGCUUACACUAUAGCAGAAACCUAUUAGGAGAGUUAAUGGAGACGUUAGUUCCACAUCCUGAAUUCAAGAUGUUGGGUCUUCGUAACAUACCUCAGAUGCCUGAAAACUCCCUCGCUUAUAGCACAUUCAGUUGGCCUGGACUCAUCAAACAUUUAAGGCAGAUGCUCAUUGCUAAUGCUAAAAUGGAGGAAGGUAUUGACUGGCAAGUACGACCGCCGGGUCCAGUCUCUUCCAUCCCCUCCAGUCAUUCCACAAAGAAGCCGCUGCAUUUCAAUACUUCCAUUGCCAACCUGGUUAUCCUGCGAGGAAAAGAUAUGCACAGUGUAGACUUAGAAAGAUUCCGAGAUCCCUCAUUAUAUACAUCAUGGCUAAACCCUCAGGAUGCUUUUAAUGCGUGGAAAACACCAAGAGCAUUUAACAAGUAUGAAAAGUCUGCUUCUUUGGUCAGCAAUAGCCAAAAAAAACCUCUUGACAAUGUUGCAGGAAAAGCUUGGAAUAUGUUUGCUUCCAAAGCCUAUAUUCACCAGUACACUAAAUUCGGAAUUGAAGAGGAAGAUUUCCUGGACAGCUUCACAGCUCUGGAACAAGUUAUCUCCAGUUACACCAUCCUUUGAAUUUUUUUUUUUUUUUAAAUGGUCU